AUGAAGAAGGAAUCGAAGAAAGCUGCUUUCAGCUGGCAGAUAGACAACGUUUCCGAAUGGAACGAUGAUAAGAUAUAUUCGGAUGAGAUAUAUUCGGAUUAUUUCACAAGCGGCGGCUGCGAAUGGCAUCUUAUUCUUUGCCCCAAGGGAAGUUUUGAGGAUGAUCACUUAUCUCUGUAUCUGUACGCUUCGUAUCCUGAAUCAUUGCUACCUGGAUGGAGAAGACGAGCUAAUUAUCGCUUUGUUUUGUUGCAUCAAUCUGGCAAAGUUCUCCUCAGAACAGCUGGAGAUCAGAGAUCCUUCAGCGAUGAGGGCCCAUGCUGGGGAUAUGACAGAUUGUUGCCUCAUGCUAAGCUUAAAGAAGAAGGUUUCCUGGAGAACGACAAACUGACCAUUGAAGUCUACAUUAAUGUAGUUGAAGUUAUUCAUGAAGGGAACACAAAUGCGAAUGAGAUGGCAACUGUCCAUGAUUUCGAUGCUCUUUAUUCUCACGUUAAUCCAGUGGGCGAGAUGAUCGCACAAGACCCAUACGAUAUCAUAGAGGUGAUGCAGGCAGCAUACACGAAUAUUCUUCUCGGCCUCAUCGAGACACUGCGCAAGCCUCCUCAGAGCUUGACUGAGACUGAGCUAAGCAACGCUGACAGCGAUUUGAAGGUUCUAACAGAAGCUGGCUUUAAGCUGGAUUGGUUGAAGUCAAGGCUUGAGGAGGUUGCCUUGAAGAGAAAGAAAGAGGCUGCCGAUCUCAAAGUUGAGAAGAUCAACUCUGAUGCUGAUGCUGGUGCUGGUGCGGCUCCUAGAGUUGCUUCGUUGGGGUUCAGAGAUUGUUUUAUAAAGAGAUUAUUUUUGUCUUGCUUCUCAUUGUCAAAUCACUAA
Messenger RNA from Microthlaspi erraticum, 873 nucleotides. The record is from the annotation of a GenBank genome assembly. Lineage: Eukaryota; Viridiplantae; Streptophyta; Magnoliopsida; Brassicales; Brassicaceae.